AUGCAGAUCGAACCGCCGCUCGCAAUGGAAUCACCUGCCUCCGAGCUCCAAAUCCACAAGGCCGCAUUCUUCUUCAAACUAGAGCGUGAGCUCGAGAAGAUCAAUGCAUUUUACCUGCAGAAGGAGUCGGAGCUGCGCGAGCGUCUAACCACACUUAUCACCAAGAAACGACAUCUGAUUACACUCGCAACAGGCCGCAUUACGCCGAACGGUGUGCGCGUCGCGCGUUCUGUGGUGGUAACGCGCGACUCGCCGUCGCUUGUUGCGCUUUUUGAAGGAUUUCGCUACUUUGAAAAAGACCUGGCCAAGCUCCAGCAGUUUAUUGAGAUCAACGCGACGGGCUUCCGCAAAAUCCUGAAGAAAUGGGACAAGCGGUCAAAGUCGCAGACCAAGGAGCUCUAUUUGGCGCGCCAGGUAGACGUGCAGCCCUGCUUUAACCGUGUAUUCAUAACAGAAAUGAGCGACUUGGCCGUUGCGAGCGUGCUCCAACUAGAGAGUCUGGCCGACGGGCACGAGCUGCCUUCUUCGACCUACAAGAACGAAACGUCUAUUUUGCGCGGCAGCCUGCCCAUGUCUGCGAGCAACCUGCCCGGAAAAAUUUUGUUGCACUCUAUGGACCCCAACAUGGACAAUGGCGUUCAGCCAGGGGACGGGCUUGUGUUUGACUCGGAGCGCCGCAUGGACUUUGAGGCGGAACGCGACUCAGCGGACGCACGCAACAAUGUGCUGCAUGAAAUGGGCGAGCAGCUCAUGAGCGCCAUCCACGAGUCGCGUAUCGACGAUGCCAACGUACUGAUUACCGAGUCAAGCCACCAAUUCCAUGCAGACAUGCACGAUACAUUUGGCAAAGACGCCGCGGCCGGAGAGGCCAGCGAUCCUCACGCGCCGAUUUCGAGUGGCAUUGCGCACAUGGUAUGGCGCGCGCUUGUCACUGCUCCCGACGAUGCCGUCCACGCGGCAAUCUUUGCCAAUGUCCCUGACUAUACAUUCAUCGACGACGUAAGCGCACGCACGACGCUGCACAUUAGCGCUCUCGCCGGAAAACUCGAGCUGGUCAAGGCCUGUGUCGAGCACGGCGUUGAUGUGCGACAGUGCGACGUGUAUGGACGCGAGCCGCUUGCGUACGCCGCGAUGCACGGCUUUGACGAGGUGUGUGCGUACCUUCUCUCUCUCCCGCAGACGCAGACGCGCGACAAUGCCAACGACGGACAAGGCUGCAUGGUCGAUAGUGUUGACCUCGACGGUUUCUCGCCGCUCAUCCACGCCGUCGUGCGCGGGCACACAAAUACCGUCCGCAUCCUGCUCGACUACACCGCCGCUAUGGGCAGCACACCGCGCGGAAAGACGGAGUCGAGCGAUCUGUCUCCGCUCGCGCUUGCCGCCCAAGGCGGACAUGUCGCCAUCUCGCGCCUGCUUCUCGAGCGCGGCGCAAAAGUAGAGCCCAACGUGGAAGGCCUGCUCCCGCAAACGCUCGCCGCACGCGCAGGCCACACCGAGUGCCUACGCCUCUUGAUGGACGCUGGUGUAGACGCAAAUGCCGUCGAAAAAGGCACGCUUUGGACGCCGCUCUUUUACGCCGCCGAGUUUGGCCAUGUAGACUGCCUGCAGCUUUUGCUCGAGCGCGGCGCCUCUAUUCUCCACGAAGACGAGAAGCAGCGCCACGCCGUGUUUUACGCCGCGUGGCAGGGCUGGAAUACGUGCACGCGCAUUUUGCUUGCCGCACAAGCGCAUUUGCCUGCUGGGCAAAUGCCCGCGACCGAGGUUGUGCACAAACUUUCUCCUGUUGCACUGACGCCAUCGUCGAGCGAGGUGAAUGUCGAGCUGGAUAUGGAUUUGGACAUGGAGGCCGAUGGCAUCCCUUCGCUGUACCUCCCGCCGCCCAUCAUUCCUUUCCGCACCUACGGCCACAACUACCUCGACAAGCACUCUUUGGUGUGCAUCACCCUGUCGAACCGCAGCAUUGUGCUUCCCAAGCACCCUGUGCCAGAUCGCCCAGAGAUUUUCCCCGGCCUCUCGUCCUCUCUCAAACUUGUCCUCACGCCCCGCUCGACCACGGGGGGCUCUGAUUCGUGCAUUCCCCACACGGUUGUUCUCCCCAUGGUCGAUGAGCGCGAAGAAAUUACGUUCCGCAUCGAAGAUCUUGAUCAUUUCCAGCUCGAGUGCGAGAUCUUCCCCAUGUUUGGCUCCUCGCGCAUUGCCAAAACGGUGCUUUUGCCCCAAGUGUUGCGCAGCGCCGUGUAUGGCACCAGCGUGCACCUUCCGCUGUUCGACUGGCACUUGAAUGUAGUAGGCCACAUCGACGCCAUGCUCGGCUGUGUGCGGCCUUUUGGCAGCGUCCAGCUCGAGAUCGGCGGGCGUGUCGAGACGUACUGGAAGAGCACCUUGCCGAGCAAGACCAACACGGCACAGCGCGCCAACACAGGCUUCAGCGUCAACUCGGGCGGCGCGGCGAUGGUCAUGGAGCCGCCACGCGCGAUUCCAGACGCGGUGGGCAACGACCGCGAUGCAUACGUCACCGCAUCCUCUCUCUCGGGCGAUUACUUGCGCAUUCCUGUGCAGUACACGAACGACAUGGUGCCUGUUGUCUGCGCAACAUCACAGCUGCCCGUGCCAAUAUGGUCGCCGGGUGUAAGGGAUGUAAAGCGCGCACAGUUUGAGCAGAUUGCGCGCGAGACGGGCCGUGCGUUUGACGUCUCCGCUGCCGAUGCACAGACGAUGCAUUUGGCAGACUGGAGCGCAAUGCUGCAGCAUUCCAUUGUCACGCUUGAGGCACUGCUGGCCGCUGUUCCGCAGCACGUUGGAUUUGCCAUCGAAGUCAUAUUUGAGACCGCGCCGACGUCGCCUCUCUCGCUCAAUGAGUGCAUUGAUGCGACGUUGCAGGCAGUAUACGAAGCGGCGGACAAGCAUCACAAAGACAAUAGGCGCAUGUUUUUCAGCAGCGCUUCGCCAGACGCAUGUGUUGCUCUGAACUGGAAGCAGCCUAACUAUGCCGUCUUUUUUAUCGCCAAGGAGACGCUCGCUGCCGACUCCGCCGCUGCGCUCGUGCCUUUUGGCGCCGAUCCGCGGCAGUCGAGCCUUGCCGAGGCGGUGCGCUUCGCCAAAGGAAACAACUUGCUCGGCAUCAUGGCCGAUACGGAUAUUUUGCUCAAAGUCCCGGAGCUCAUCCCGACCAUCAAGUCGGCAGGGAUGGUGCUUAUUACACUCAGCAGACCCGAUUCACAGUCACUUGGUGGGCAUACGCAGGCGGCCGGACUGCUCGGCGCGCCUGCAUUGGCGUACAAGGAAGUCUUUGACGGGUAUAUCCAGGAUAGCAUUGUGCAGUGUACCAAGUAG
Molecule: messenger RNA, 3333 nt
Organism: Malassezia vespertilionis
Lineage: Eukaryota; Fungi; Basidiomycota; Malasseziomycetes; Malasseziales; Malasseziaceae
Gene: PHO81
Product: phosphate system positive regulatory protein pho81
Exons: 1
Coding region: 1-3333 (1110 amino acids)
Biological process (GO): lipid metabolic process
Cellular component (GO): nucleus; cytoplasm
Molecular function (GO): phosphoric diester hydrolase activity; protein binding
Source: RefSeq, a predicted model, not a curated record